AGUGCUGAAGAGACCUUGCUUUGGUGAUGAAAGAUGAAUCGACAUCUCCCACAGCUCUGGGUGUGAGGAUGAAUUGUAUAAGCAGUAUGAGGAAGAUGUGGGAGCCUGAAGGCAGGAAAUAACAUCGAGAUGUGCAAACGAGUGACUAAUACUGGAUUGGCUGCAAAUUACCAUGCUUAUUUACUGUACGGACUUCCUAUUUUCCUCCAGGUUAGACAGGUACAUCAGCAAAUCAUACUCUCUGUGUGUGGGUGAGGAGAAGUAAAGCUGGGAUUGCAUCUCUGUUGACACCUCCGCAGAUUCAGCGUGAAGCAGGGAGAGAGAAACACAGACAUGCAGACAGAAUGAACAGAAAGAGGAGGACAGAGGGAGCGAGAGAGAGGCAGAAACAGUGAGAGAGAAGAGUGAAAGAGAGACAGAAGAUAUAUUUGACUAUGUGGGUGUGUGAAGUAUCCAGGCAUGCAUCAUAAUUGUGGAUCCGUGUUGGAGCAGCCGGACGUGUCACUGCAGCAGCAGGGCAUUAUUGGUCUCACAAAGUGUGCUAUUUUGUACUUUAAAAUAGUGGGAGCUGUGAGCGCAGAGAGCGACGCAAGAGACGUUUUCAAAGACAAAAUGGAAACUGCUUUGUUUCUGCUGCCUCAAGGAUUUUGUUAACUGGGAUUAAAAAAGACUUUAACUAGUUGAAGGAUGCAGACUGGAAAAUUAUGACGCCUCUUCACUGUAAAUAGACAAAAUUUCAAGAACUGAUCUGAGAUGGCUGUCAGCCCUAUCAUCAUCUGCCUCUUGUCACUGAUUGGCUAUGGCUCUUCCCACCCGUCUCCUCCUCCUCGGGGAUGCAGUGAGGAUGUGGACCCUCCGUACAGAGUGCUGUGUGACCUGGAGUCAGUCUGGGGUGUGGUUCUGGAGGCCGUGGCCUGCAGCGGUGGCGUCAGCUCUCUGGUCCUCGCUGUGCUCCUCCUAGUUAAGCUGCGCUCCAUUUCCGACCCCGCCAGGCGCUCCGGAAUGGGACCUCUUCUCCUGCUCCUGGGCACGCUCCUCGGGCUCUUCUCCAUCUCUCUGGCUUUCCUGGUUGGGAAGAACCAGGCGCUCUGUGUGGUCCGCAGGGCCUUCUGGGGGCCCCUUUUUGCCCUCUGCUUCUCCAGCUUGCUUGUGCAGGGUGUGAGGCUCAGGAGGCUGGUGGCGGGGAAAACGAGCCCAUCAGGCAGCUCCCUGGCAGCGCUCGGUCUGGCCUUGGCCUUGGUUCAGGGGAUCAUCUCUGCUGAAUGGGUCUUGCUGACUGUAGUUAGGGAGCGUCACCCAGCCUGCGAAUAUCCGCCUUUGGACUUUGCUCUGACAUGCAGCUACACCCUGGGUCUGCUCCUCAUAGCCAUGGGGCUUUCUCUGGGGGUGGUGCUGUGUGGGGGAGAGAUGGGGUCAGAGGGAGCAGGUGGGAGUGAAGAAGAUAGAGAAGGAGAGAGUGAAAAACGGAGAUGGAAGUGUAACGCCGUCUGGAUCUUCCUGUCCAGUCUGGCAUCAGCAUUGCUAUGGGUGGCCUGGCUAGGGUUUUAUCUUUAUGGCAGCCAAACGCUGAGGGUAAAGGGGAAAGGGGAAAGGUUAGGAGGAGGAGGAGGAAAAAAGGAUGUAAAGGUGUUGGAUGAGCCUGCGCUGGCUGUGGCCCUAGUCAUUCAGGGCUGGAUCCUGCUGCUGUUCCAUGCUAUUCCAGAGGCCCACCUGUGUCUCCGGAAACCUCCACAAUCCAACACGCAAGACUUCUUCGACACAAGUCACACGUCCCCUCCUCCACAUUUUGGAGAUGAGCUCCCUGCACACACACACCGACCCUUCCCAGAAAACCAGGCCUUUUCCAUGGAGGAGCACGGUGCAACUCUCCGUACUGGAACAUACCACAGCAGCCACGGGAGUGUCCGUCCGGGCAUCGCCUUCAGAGGCCACGUCUACCAGCCCACUGAGAUGGCUCUGGUCAUGAAUGGUGGAACAAUGCCCACAGCCCCAAUUAACUACACUGGACGACGGUUAUGGUGAUAUGGGAUAACACUUGAAGAGGACACACUGGUGUAACACUGGCGUAUGAUGGUAGAAUUUUAUGUUGCUAAGUCAUAGAACGAGAUAUUAAAGAUCUCACAUAUCACACUAAAUGGAUUUAAUGCAAGCUAAAUACGAUUUUGUGUAUUUGUGUUUCUGCACACAUGUAUGAAUUUUACAUUUUAAGAACCAAUUACUAUUAACCAAUAUUUUUGCUGGAGUUUUCUGGGUUGCCUCUUCUAUCAACAGACUGGACAUGAAAUCAGAAGAGCUUGGGAUAUUUUAUUACAAAGCGAGGGCACUUAUGGUGUAUUAUUUUGAUCAGCACAUAUAGUCUGCAGUGUAAUAUGUAAAUAUACUGUUGAGGAGGGCUAAAGAUAGUGUAUAUAUAUAUAUAAAUAUAUAUAUAUAUGGUAAAAAAAAACUAGUGUUUAAUGUGGUAUUAAAGAGGAGUAAAUGAAUGAGCUGCUGUUAGACCUGAAUGUAGUGAAGUAAACAUUUUGCCUGAGCACCUCUAAACGAAUGCCGUUACUUACUGAUGCCAGUUCAUCAGUGAUGUUUGCUAAUAUAAAAACUACACUUUCCUUCACUUUCUAUUUGGCGUCAAGCUAUAACUCAGAAGAAAAACCCUUCAGGAGGUUUAUGUAAAUUACCUGCAUACGCCCACAAAGCUUCUUGGCCCAAAGGACUCAUAGUGUUUUUCUCUCCAUUUCGCAAGUCCAUUAUCAGUGUUAUUGGACAGCUUAGCACAUUUCACCAUGUAUACUGAUACAUUUCAUGCAUUUAACAGAGCUUGUGCAGCGUUCUGGAGGAUCGUCUGAUGAUGGCUAAAUAUGACUAAAGACGAGCUCAUGGAAAAGUAGUUUUUUAUAAGCAUAUCCUUAAAAGCCAUUUAAUACUGCAAUACCUAUGUUGCAGUUUAUACCGUAGGGUUUACUGUUGGAGAUUGUAAUUUUGCACUUUAUCAGCGCUGAUCAUGUCUGGGCAUUGUGAUAUUUGAGAUGUAUGGUCAUUUGAGAUGCAUGUAAAAGCACAUUUUAAAGGUAAUGUAUUUUGUCAAAAUGUUUGUAUUUUAAGUGUUUUCUAGAAUUUUGAUAUACAUAUUGAAGAGAAAUACCAGUUUUAGUGUUGAGUUUCAAAGAUCACUCUUGACCUUGGAAAGAAAACAAAGAGGACAACUGGGCAAACCCUAUCUGUGGAGGAAGACCAUGUGAUACGACUUAAAGCUCUGGAACUAAAUGGACCUUGAGGUUGGACUGUUUUGUCAACAAGUUUCAUAGUGUGCACUCAUAUUUUCCCCAAGGUUACUUUGGAUUCAAGAAGGCUUUUGAGCAUUAUAUACUCUUUGUUUGUGAUAUAUGGUAACACAUAUCCUGGCAUUCAGGAUCCCUUUAAAUUUCAGAUUCCAUCGACUAUAGAGGAAGUAUUCAAUCAUCCAUCACUGUGAAUUUAACAGGAACAGAUUCAAACACAGGUAUACUGUUUAUAUUGGCAUAGUUGGCAACUGCUGCUCAAAUGCAAUUUGAAAAUUGAACUUGAGGCAAAAAGACAAAUAAAUCCCUUCAUAUUUGGCUGCACUUUCCAUCUCGUGGGCAAAACUGAAUUUAAUCUAGGAAAAUAUUUCCAGUUAAAGUACAAUUCAGACAAACGUCGCCAUUUUCAUGUUUUGACCAUUUCUUCUUGCUAUAAGACUUAACUAAGUAACUAAGUUGUAAACAACUUUGCUUUUGUGUACAGGUAUGUGCUCUGAUAUUGUACACUGAAAAUAUUAUCACAGGAUUUUUAUGUAUUAACCCUAUAUAACUGAGUUUUAAUUGUGUAAAUAAUCCAAAUGUGAAAAAGCAAUGGUAUUUUCCUUUUGAAAUGCUCUUAUGAUGAUAGCGCUGUCACUGUUUUAUGGCAGCGUAACAUGAAUGUCUGUAACGUGAUUUGCACAAAGUGACUAAUACAUCAGUGCACAUUUUCUGAUA
Molecule: messenger RNA, 3992 nt
Organism: Micropterus salmoides (largemouth bass)
Lineage: Eukaryota; Metazoa; Chordata; Actinopteri; Centrarchiformes; Centrarchidae
Gene: gprc5bb
Product: G protein-coupled receptor, class C, group 5, member Bb
Exons: 4
Coding region: 754-2022 (422 amino acids)
Biological process (GO): G protein-coupled receptor signaling pathway
Cellular component (GO): intracellular membrane-bounded organelle; extracellular exosome; signaling receptor complex
Molecular function (GO): protein kinase activator activity; G protein-coupled receptor activity; protein kinase binding
Source: RefSeq, a predicted model, not a curated record